This is a messenger RNA of Vitrella brassicaformis, 3033 nucleotides long. The record is from the annotation of a GenBank genome assembly. NCBI's taxonomy places the organism in Eukaryota, Vitrellaceae.
CCCCAUCGACAGCAUACGAAGCGCAUGGGUGGGACGCUGGCUGCCCAUCAAUCAGACCCGCGAAUGAAACACUACACGACCUCACUCAGGGGUGUUGCGGCACAAAAGGUCCGGAGGUGCGAGUGAGCACCGCACAGCACACGGGCACGCAGACGGACAAGAGGCAACGUAAGUACGCUCACGUCAACCCACCAUGGCAAGACAAGACAGCCGGUGUGUGUGUGAGUGUGUGGUGUUGGGAGAGGGCGAGGUAAAGUGAUAGACUGAUGAGGGGGUCCAGUGCUGCUCGGCACACCGGAUGGACCCUUGACAUGAAUGAGGACUGCCGGUGAGACGUGUUUGAACGUCACUCCCACACACCACACCCAGCCAGUGGUCACACAGACACAGACAGACAGACAGACAAGGAGGGGGCACGUGCAAAAUGCAGAGGUAGAGAUAGACGAGAAUCGUAUGCAACAUCCAUAACGACGAGAGAUGGUCGUCACACAUUUCCCACGCUGAGCGUGACAGCAUCCAUACUUCAUUCGAUUGCUGGCAUCAACCAAUGCCCACACAUCGAGUGAAGCCGGAUGGUGUCACGCCCGGCGCAUAGGAAUGCGACUCUGUGUGCCGGCAUCAAUAACAAUCACAAAUGAGAUAUAUAGGCACGCAGGCAAAACGUCAAAAACAGAGCAAGAGUGAGCCAAAAAGAGCCCCAGUCCGUGGCCCAACGAGACCCACGUCACGUCACUCACUGUCUGUGCCUAUCCCGCACCAGCCGCUCUGACUGGGCAACCUUCUUCUUCUUGACAGUGCUCUCCACCAAGGGAUGGAAGCCUCCACUCUGCCCGUGCUGGCGAGACUUGACAUUCACCGUAGCUCGCAGCCCGCUCAACACGCUCGCGAACUGGCCCCCUCCAGCCCUCUCGCCCUGAGACGUCGACACGCUGCUCAGAGGGCCGCCUGAGCGGUUGGCGAAAGAUGAUGGCGGUUGCAGCUGAACGGUCACGGCAGCCUCCACAGAUGGGGCAGAGGGGGGGCGGAUGUUGGCCUCCCUCGUAGGCGUCUGUCGGCCGACCGCCGGGAGGUCGUUGGCGGAGCUCCUGCUGGACAUGCCGCCAUUGUUGUUGGCUGCUGCUGCUGCAUGGGGGAGGGGCUGUGGCGCCAUCCUUGCCUUCUUCGGAAAGGCGGGGAAGGGCAGUCUCAGCUGAAGCAGCGAGGGGGGCAGCAGUGGCGAUGGCGUGGUGCUGGCCGUCAUCAUGAUGCCGCCGUCGCCCUCCGUCUUGCUCUGCCGCCUUUUGCAUCUGCAGCAAAUUCUGGCGAUAAUCGUGGUGCUGGCCCGCAGGGGCGAGAGCAGCGAGAGGGUCGCUUGGACGAGGUACGAGAUGACGAGCCAGAACCACUCGUUGGUGCCCGAUGGCGGGGCGGCGCCGCGCCGCUGCAGGUUGAGCAGGGCGUGGUCGGUGAUGGCCAGCUUCUUGAGCAGAAAGGCGUGCUGGUCGGCCGUCGACCUCUUGACGUCGUCAAACGACUCCAGCAGCUCCUGCAUGGACACGUGCAGCCCGCGAACCUGUGAAUAGUCAACAUGAGAACAAUUGUCUGCGUCAGGGGGACUAUCGCACGUCUCUCUCUCUCACCUGAUCCGUGAGCUCCUCCACCCUGCUGGUGAGCCGCUGGUUGGCCUCGUCCAGCCUGGCCAGCUCACCGCCCACCCACACACCCCACUCGCUGCUGCCGUCCUCCAACCUCUGUCGCCUCUCGUCAGCUCCCAUGACCGACCUCUGCUUCUCAUGCUGCAGCGCACUCACAGCCCAUGGGGGCGGCGCGUCCUUGUCGUUGACGACUGAGUCAGAGGAGGGCGGGGGCGGGGUCAGCCGUAUCUGUGAGCUAUCUGGAGGAGGAAGGCUCGGCCGCGCUGACUCGAGCUUGGGAGAGAAGAAGGCCCCGUCAGUGGGACGGGUGGCGUUAUAUUCGACGAUGAGGGAUGAUCGACGGUGGGGGACGUGGGGUGGGGCAUUGAGUGCUGGUGGCUCGAUGGAACGGUCAGACUGCAGGCAAAAGGCAACAGCGGAGCCCACCACCCACACACGUCGACAGCUGACCACUUUUCUUUAUCUGUCUUCGCUUACGCUGGCAGUGUGUACGCUAGCCACGGAACCGCUCCACCUUCCCUGAAGGUCAUCGUCUGGCAGGGCGGGGAUGGCAUCCUGGAACACAUCUUCCCUCUCGUCCCCGGCCGAUGCCACCACUGGCGGCGGUAGAGUGCGCGAUGACGGGGGAGGGAGGGGAUCGGGGGGCAGUGUGUGGUGGUGGUGGUGGUGAUGCUGCCUGGUGCCGCCAUGGCGACGAGGCAGCCGAAACAUGCCGCCUCUCGGCUCCUGAAUCCAAUGCAAGAAAACAGACGAUCAGAGUAGAAGAGAAGGUGCUCUACGUCGUUGUGUCUGGGACUCACCGAUGGCAGGAUAGGCGAAUGUCGCCGUUGCUCCUGCGUCGGUGAAGGCACCGCAUGGCCAUGCGCCUCCGCAGCUCGUGGCCUUGCCACGCGAGACGGCGAGUCUGGUGCAGGGGCGGGAGGGUCAGCAGGCCGCUCGAGGGCCUCAGCGUAGGCCGCAUUGUCGCCAUCCUCGUCCCUGUCGGAUCUUUUGCCCCACCUUCUCCUCCUCUGUCCGCCGUCGCCACCCUCUCUGGGUGCCCGCCAUCCUCUGCGAUGGCCGUGGUGGCGGUCUAUCGAUUUGUCCCGGUGGGGCCGGCCGGGUCUGGUCCAUCGGGAGGGGCCUGAGGCGCCUGGCUCACGCGCACUGUUGAGGCCUCGACGGGCGAGGAUGGGGAACAGCAGAUAGGGGUGGCUGGGGGACACAGACACACACGAGGACCGAACAGACAUCAGUGUGGGUCUCGGAGGCCUUGAAGUGCAUCAUGAUGUUGUUUGUGUCGGGCUUACCCUCCAUUGACGCCUUUGAGAAGUGAGAGGGGGGUGCGUUUCUUGCCAGUGGGGUGUCGGCUGCCACUGCCGGCACUGCCGACGCUAUCUGCAUCGCUGAAGAUGUCCAU